AUGAAGAAGAGUAUCUCAUUGAAGGAAUUUUCAACAACACCAACAGUUUCUUAUAUGCUGAGUAAGGACGGGCACAACAUUGCAGGGGCCCUUGGUAGCAACAACACCGCCAACAGUGGCCCACGUCAGCCUCUUCCUGUGGCGACGAAAGAAGAAAAGGCAAAGAAUCCAUCGGGUGGUAACGGAUGCGACACGAUGUUCGAUAUGGAGUAA
This is a messenger RNA of Trypanosoma grayi, 213 nucleotides long. RefSeq lists its product as hypothetical. Lineage: Eukaryota; Euglenozoa; Kinetoplastea; Trypanosomatida; Trypanosomatidae. The record is from RefSeq and is a predicted model, not a curated record. The coding region runs from base 1 to 213 and encodes 70 amino acids. The transcript has a single exon.